AUGGCAUUUUUACAUUCUCACUCAGAGGAGUGUGCAAAAUCAGAACUAGAUUUAUUCACACUACCUCCAACGCAAACAAGUAUUGAACAAUCGCAAUGGACAUAUUACAACCCUAUGGCAUCUUUAUCGGACGAUACUCCGAUAGAAUUUGUUAUACCUGGACACGGUGAAGAAUACAUUGACUUAUCACAUACUAUGAUAAAAAUUAAAGCAAAAAUUGUACAAAGUGAUGGUACAGCUGCUGAAAAUGAUGUUGUGGGUCCAAUAAAUAAUUUUUUACAUUCAAUGUUUAAUCAAGUAGAUGUCUUUUUCAAUCAAAAAAUGAUUUCACCACCUAAUAAUGCCUACGCUUAUAGAGCUUAUAUUGAAUCAUGUUUAAAUUAUGGAGUCGAUGCAAAAACUACUCAUCUUAAAAUGGCAUUGUGGAGUAUGGAUACAUUAGGAGAAUUUGAUAGUGUAGAAAAGGAUAAAAAUAAGGGUCUAAAAGAUAGAAUGAACAUUCACAGCGAAUGGAAAAGCGUUUGA
This is a messenger RNA of Cotesia glomerata, 525 nucleotides long. RefSeq lists its product as uncharacterized. NCBI's taxonomy places the organism in Eukaryota, Metazoa, Arthropoda, Insecta, Hymenoptera, Braconidae. The record is from RefSeq and is a predicted model, not a curated record. The transcript has a single exon. Bases 1 to 525 code for a protein of 174 amino acids.